AGCCAGGAACUCACUAUAAAAUUCCACUCCCUUUCCAUCAUCUUCUCGCACCAGCACCAGCACCACUAUAAUGGCAGGAAAUGGUUCGGUUAAGCUUUUGGGGGUGUGGCAGAGUCCUUACUUGAACCGGGUUCAAAUCGCCCUUAAUCUCAAGUCAAUUGAUUACGAAUAUCUCAAGGAACAAGAAACACUGGUCCCAAAGAGUGAGCUGCUUCUGAAAUCAAACCCAGUUCACAAGAAAAUCCCAGUAAUGAUCCAUGACGAUAAACCCAUAUGCGAGUCCCUUAUCAUAGUCCAAUACAUCGACGACCAAUGGACAUCCUCCGGUCCGACCAUCCUCCCAACCGAUGCAUAUGAUCGAGCCAUUGCCCGUUUCUGGUCUGCCUAUUUAGACGACAAGUUGUUUCCUAGUUUGAGAGAGUACUGUAUUACGGCGCCAGAGGAAGAAAAACCGAGUAAAUUGGAGAAGGUAAAGGAAGGGUUAGGCUUGUUAGAGGAAGCUUUUGUGAAAACCAGCAAAGGGAAGACAUAUUUUGGAGGAGAGAAUAUUGGGUAUCUGGAUAUUUCAUUUGGAAGUUUAUUAGGGUGGUUGAAAGCAGGGGAGAAGAUGAUGAAUGUGAAGUUUCUAGAUGAAUCCACCACACCUAAUCUUGUGGCAUGGGCAGAUUGUUUCCUUUCGCACGAGGCUGUGAAGGGUAUUAUCCCGGAGACGGAAGCACUCGUUGAGUUGGCCAACAAGUUUGUGGCCAUGGCGAAAUCAAAAACUGAAAACUAGUCCCUGUGUUUUUUAUAUGAUUGUUUGAAGAAAC
This is a messenger RNA of Impatiens glandulifera, 809 nucleotides long. RefSeq names its product glutathione S-transferase U17-like. NCBI's taxonomy places the organism in Eukaryota, Viridiplantae, Streptophyta, Magnoliopsida, Ericales, Balsaminaceae. The record is from RefSeq and is a predicted model, not a curated record. Gene Ontology annotation, cellular component: cytoplasm. Gene Ontology annotation, molecular function: glutathione transferase activity. The transcript is spliced from 2 exons. Gene Ontology annotation, biological process: glutathione metabolic process. The coding region runs from base 71 to 775 and encodes 234 amino acids.